UGAAACGUCAACGUCAUGUGUAUGUUCAAUCAGUGAUACUUCAAUUAAUAAGCUGUCAGUGGCCAUAAAAUGAUGGCUUUAUUAUUUAAAAGAUUUAAACUCAGGUAGCAAGAGUAUAUAUUUACUUAAUAAUGGGAACUGAGGAAGAACAUUGGAACAUUUACAAAGCGUCUCAGUACUUACCCGCUGUUUUGACUGAUCCUCAUCGAGGUAAACAAUCCAACUUUUUCACCAAGACAUGGGGUGAUACAUUCAUAGAAAAGACUGAAAUAGAAAAAAGCCCAUUUUUACCUGAAAUUACGUAUGCACACUUUGAUCAAUACCUUCGGAAGUACAGCAAAAGAUUUAAAAGACAUCUACGAUUAGCGCAAACUGAACUGGAGGACAGUAUUAAGCACCGAAAAUCAGAUAAUUUCGUGGCAGAAAGCCGAAUUAGUUGCAUUCCAGAAAUAUACCUGCGUCAUACUUUUAACUUGAGUGAUCCAAAAGUUUUUUUGGAGGUAUUUGGUAAUAAAGACAAAAGCGAACAUGAAUUGCAAGAUGAGCUUAGUUUUUAUUUAGAUAUAGUUGAAGAGCAUAUUGCAAAGCAAGUCUCGCAAAAAUCUGGCGCAUUUUUUCAUGCAAUGACUUCUCAUGAUACUAUCAUGGAACAGAUGGGAGUGGCUGUUAGUGAAGUUCGUUUACUUCGUUUUAAGGUUCAAAGAAUUGAUAAGUCUUUAGCAACAGAAGCUCUGAGAUUAUUAGGUUUGCAAAGGUCCAAGUGCAAUCAGAUUGUUUUAGUAGAUAAAUUAAAAUUGAUGUCUACAGUAUUACAAACACAGCCAACCUUACAAUUGUUACUUAGUUCUUCUGACUUUGUUGGAGCUUUGGAGUUAAUUUCAGGAACACAGGAAGUUUUAGCAAAAGAAUUGGCAGGAGUAACAAGCCUUAGGCAUUUGCCAUCACAGUUGAAAGAAAUGUUAAAGUUAAUUGAUAAGAUGUUGAGUACAGAAUUUGAGAGAUAUGCUGCCACUGAUCUCCACAGACCUUUAGAUUCUAAUGAAGGUGUUUUGGAGCAAGAGAGACUAACAAGCCUUGUGGCAGGACUUCUUAGGCAAAACAGCUUGCAUUUUUUGGAAAUUUAUAAGCAAGAAGCGGUGACUGCCGCACAAGCUUUACUCAAACAGUUAAUGAUAGAGCAACUUAAGGAUGCUGAAGAUGAAUUGAAUGAACUAACAGGUUCAGGAGAAGUUGCACCCGUAAUGGAUUCAAUUCGUUUGAUGAAAAUUUUGCGACUGGGCAGUGAAGCUUUAGGUAAACUUUUGUAUAGAGUAAAAGCAGUUCACGAUGUGAUUAAAGAAACAACAGAUAUUAGUGCGGGUUUAUUUCUGAAUGGUGUGAAGUCAGAUAUGGAAAGAUUUUUAACAGAAGAAGAUCAUAAGCAAGCUGCGGGAAAACUUAAGGAUUUGUUAACGUUCAUUUGUGAUUACUAUAAUGAGAGGUUGGCGUCACUAGUUAGUACUCAUUCUGAUAACCAAUCUGUUACGGCCGGUCAAAUAAUGGAAUUAGCCUCAAUUGUGGAACAGUUUACCAACUUGUGUGAGGCAAUUUGUGGUAGGCAAAGUGCCGCUUUGAAAGCAGCGUUCAAAAUAUUGGCCGGGAAUUAUGUUAAUAAAUUUCAUAUGCAGAGGAAAAAUAAACUGACUUUACUCUUGGACGCUGAAAGAUGGAAAGCUGAAGAUGUUCCGGCUGAAAUUCAAUUGUUAUUAGAUAAGUUAGCUGCGGGAGAAAUAAUAAAAUCUCUGCCCAGUUCUCCUGUGGAUGAAAAGUUGUGCAGUACUUAUGUGAAUAAAUCAUUUCCUGCGCUAACAGUAGGAUCACAAACUUAUGUUGCCAUUGGGACUGUUAUAAUAUUGCUACAGUUAAUUGCGGAGUAUUGUGUGUGUGCUUACGAUUUGCAACUUCUGGCUCCUAUUAUUGGUAGGAAUUUAGCAGAGUUGUUGAGAACAUUCAAUUCAAGAUCUUGUCAGCUAGUGUUGGGUGCCGGUGCCUUAAGGACUGCUGGUUUAAAAACCAUAACAAGUACUAAUUUAGCUUUAGCUUCGCGUUCUCUGCAGUUAGUGCUAUGGUUGAUACCUCAUAUUAGGAACCAUUUUCAAUCUGUGAUUGGUGAUAGUUAUAGCGGGUUCGAUAGUGUUGAAAAAGACAUAGCCAAUCAUAUACAACAGCUGGAGACCAAGGUUUUGUCUAUAAUAAAUAUUUUGUUAGGAGAUCAGUUAAACGAAUGGGACGCCAAGCCGCCAAUACCUUCAAAGCAGUUUCGGAAUAUUUCCAGACAUUUGACUAAACUGCAUGAGGCUGUGAGUUCAGUAUUACCCGAAGAGCAGGUUAGGGACAUAUAUGAACAGGUUCACAAGAAUUUCAAAACUCGAAUACGAGAACAACUGCUGAGAAUGAAUAUCCAAAAAAAUGGCGGUCCCCAACACGGCGUUGUAACUAGUGAAAUGAUUUUUUAUCUACAGACCAUGAAAAUGCUUAAAGUAUUGCCUGAAAAAUAUGUGAAUGAUAAUGUCAUGGAUGAUAUUUGGGUUAAGUGAUUUCUUUAAGUGUAUCUAUGGGAUUAUACUGAUACUGAUCACUAAGAAAAGCAUCUAUUUAUUUUCUUCAUCCAGUAAACAUAAAGAUAAAGAAAACUUUCGAUUUGGGUGAAAACUUGGAUAUAUGGACCAUAGUCAGUAUUAUUUUGGAAACGCAUUUUAGUUAUUAUGUUUUUUGGCUUUUUCGCUGCCACUUUGCUUGUUUCCGAGUCCACUUGUUUUAUGUUUUACAACUUCCCCAGAAAGUUUUUCUUUCUGAUAUAUAAUCUAAAAGGCCUCUUUUAGGAUCACUUAUACCUAUGUUUGAUUUUUUUGCCUUACUAGAACUAAAAGUACCUCAGGUACCAUUAGUGACUGAUUACUUUGGCCAAGAAAUAAUUACCGGUCAUACAGAAAAUUUUUAGCGCGUAAAUGAUCUGUUUUCAACAAAUAUCCAGUUUGGUGUCCAUAUUUAUUUAUCUAAAUUGAAUGUAUAUGUUUUAUCUUUUUUUUACACCAUGAUGAAAGUUAAUUUU
Molecule: messenger RNA, 3091 nt
Organism: Cylas formicarius (sweet potato weevil)
Lineage: Eukaryota; Metazoa; Arthropoda; Insecta; Coleoptera; Brentidae
Gene: scat
Product: vacuolar protein sorting-associated protein 54
Exons: 4
Coding region: 132-2576 (814 amino acids)
Biological process (GO): retrograde transport, endosome to Golgi; Golgi to vacuole transport
Cellular component (GO): GARP complex
Molecular function (GO): syntaxin binding
Source: RefSeq, a predicted model, not a curated record